This is a messenger RNA of Chaetomium globosum CBS 148.51, 3321 nucleotides long. RefSeq lists its product as uncharacterized. The transcript is spliced from 2 exons. NCBI's taxonomy places the organism in Eukaryota, Fungi, Ascomycota, Sordariomycetes, Sordariales, Chaetomiaceae. Gene Ontology annotation, molecular function: catalytic activity. Bases 1 to 3321 code for a protein of 1106 amino acids. The record is from RefSeq and is a predicted model, not a curated record.
AUGGUAGAGUGGAAGAUCCUCUACUGGAACGUUGCGAAGGCGUACGAGAGGGUGAGGAGGGAUGCGGUGGAGCAGAGAGAUCGCUACGACAUAAUAGCAAUCCAGGAACCUAGAGUAAGAAGCGAACGAGUAGCCCAUACUGCCCGGCAGGCUGCCGAUACUGGGUACGGCGCCGAAGAGGCACUGACAGUCUGGUCGGUAUACUCCCCAGGCCAGGGGCCAGGGGAACCAUACGAACAAUGGAAGACACCACUCAAAGAGCUUGCAGAGAGACAGCCGCGGGGCCGUAAUGUGGUUGUAGGGGAUAUGAAUCUCCACCACCCGAUGUGGGAUGCAGAAGGCAGAACAAGCCGGGGCGUGGGCCUGCUCCACGGCCUCGCAGAGGUCUGGGGGCUCGACCUUAUAACACCAUGGGGCGAGGUUACCCGCUACGGGAACGCAACAAGGGGGGAGCGAGACAGCACCAUCGACCACGCAUGGGUCACAAAAACCUCUACAGCGGUGUACCACGGACCGGGGGACCCGUGCUUAGGGGGGUCAGACCAUGUCCCACAACGAAUCUCGGUCUACGACGAGAGGCAGAAAAGAGAGCGUAGCGAAGUCCUAGAGGGCUGGAGCUGGGGCUUAAUGAACGAGGAGCAAGUCGAAGAGCUAGCGAAAGCUAGGAUCACUGUCCCCGAACGAAUCGAACACCCGGAGCAAGUGGAACCCUCCUUCAACAAACUACUAGAGGAGCUAAUUGGAAUCGCCAACGAGGCGGUCCCACGGAGAAAGCGUAGUAGCGGAAGGCAGGCCAUCUGGUGGAACAUUAAAAUCAAGAACGCGACGAGGAGAACGCGAAAAGCCUUCCGAGACUGGAGAGCUGUGAGGACGCCGUGGCGCCGCGAAGAACUCGAAGAGGCGAGGAGAGCACAGAGAGCUAUCAUCAGAAGGUCGCAGACGAAGUGCUGGAGGCAGGGUAUCCACGAAGCAUCGGCCGACCCCCAGAAGCUGUGGGCUAUAGAGAGGUGGGCGAGGCUCCGAAGCCAUAUCGCGGCGGCACCACCAAAGAUCCCCUCCCUGACCAAGGAGGACGGAGGCACAGCAGAGACGCAUGGGGAGAAGUCUAGUAUCCUCGCAGACCGGUUCUUCCCUACCGUUAUACCAGGAGUCGACCCGGGGCCGCGGGGAUAUAGCCACGGGCCCGAUAAGGAGUACGAGUUCCUCCACCAGGAAGUGACCAACGAGGAUAUUAGAAAGACCCUGGCAAGAACAGCAAACAACAAGGCACCUGGGGAGGAUGGACUUUCCAACGGGUUCUUAAAGGCCUGCGGCGAACCCCUCUACAACGCAAUGGCGGUCCUUACAAGAGGGAGCCUCGCGCACGGAGUGUUCCCGCGGCGAUUUCGCAGCGGAAGAGUAGUGGUACUUAGGAAGCCCGGUAAGUCAGAGGAGCAACAAAAAACAGCGGGCGCCUGGAGGCCGAUCACCCUCCUCAGCAGCGUUGGGAAAGUCGUCGAAAUGGUAAUCGCAGAACGCCUCUCCCGGGAAGCGGAGAAGCAGGGAUGGCUCCCCGAGGGGCAGAUGGGGAACCGCAGCGGCCGCUCCACGGAAUUCGCGAUCAGGGUGGUCACGGAUGCCGUACACGAGACCUGGCGGCAUAAGGCGAACGCAUCUCUCCUUCAACUAGACCUCAAAGGGGCCUUCGAUAGGGUACACCACGGAUGGCUCACAAGGACCCUUAGAGAACUGGGGGUCCCGCUGUGGACCCUUAGAUGGGUCGAUUCGUUCACCGCUGGGAGGUCGGCAAAACUCUGGUUCGAUGGGACGAUGUCCGAAAGGUACGAGGUGGCCGCAGGGGUCCCGCAGGGGUCCCCCCUCUCCCCAAUCCUCUUCCUUCUGUUUAUCUCAACACUCUACAAGAGGCUCGAGGUAGUAAGGGGGGCAAUCGUGGUAGGGUUCGCAGACGACACAAAUAUCCUGGCCGUAGCGGAGACGACGGAGGGUACCUGCGGCAUCCUAGCGGAGGCCUGGGGACACUGUGCAGGUUGGGCAGCAGAGAGGGGUAUGGAAUUCGAGCCAGCGAAGAGCGAACUAAUCCACUUUUCGAGAGCAAGGGCCCCGAUCGAGAAGACCCUAACGAUCGGGGGGGUAGAGCUGAAACCAGUUGAGGAUGCUAGAUUCCUUGGGGUUUGGCUCGAUAGGAAGCUGAGGUACCGCGCACACCUCGCGGCGGUGAGGAAGAAGAUGAAGACCCAGACCUGUGCCCUAACAAGGCUCGCGGCAAAGACGUGGGGGUGUACCUUCGCGAGGGCGAGGGAGAUCUACUCGAAAGUGAUCCGCAGUGCGAUCGCGUAUGGAGCCUCAGCCUUCCACACCCCUACAGAGGUAGGGGGCCCCCCCCGCGGGGCCGCAAAGGAACUCGCAAAGAUCCAAUCGGAGUGCCUCAGGGUGGUCGCUGGGGCCUACAAGGCUACCCCAAUACGGAGCUUGGAGACAGAAACCUAUUGCCCACCCAUCGACCUGUACCUCAACAGGAGGCUCCUUGCCUUCGAGGAUCGGGUUAGGAUAUCAGAGGAGGCGAGGCUAAUCCGCCAGACCCCUGCCACAAUCGCUGCGAUCCUGCGGCGGAGGCGCAGAAGGGGGAGGGGAAGACCUCGGCGGGAGAUAGACGAUAUAGCAACGGCACCAGCGGAAAAAGGCUCGGGAGAAUGGAAGAAGAGGUGGGCACAGGAGUGGGCCCCCCUCGAGUCGAGGCCGGAAAAGGAGGAGCUAGAGCCAGGGUCAACCGGCCCAGUACCAAACCACAAGAAACAGCUCGAGAGGUGGAUGGAGGAGGCAAUGAGAAGGGAUUGGAUUGGAAGAUGGGAGAGUGAGGUAGCUAGGGUGGUCGCUAGGAACCCGGGGCGGGCCCUCGAACCGGCCGAUGCGACCGCGCGGUUCGACGCCUCUAUCAUGAACCGACACCGGUCGAGGGACCCAGCCUGGGAGCUAUCGAAGGCGAAGAGUACUCUCCUAGUGCAAGCGAGGACCGGGAAGAUUGGGCUUCGAGGGUUCCUCUUUACUAGGAGGGUCCCCGAGGUAGUAACGCCGGUAUGCCGCUGCGGUAUGGCGCGCGAGACAUUCGAACACCUCGUACUCGAAUGCAACGGAGCCGCAGAUAAACCUCAUCCCUGGCCAGACGACGGCGCAGAGCUACUGGAGUGGCUAGAUGACGUGGAGAAGGCUGCCAUAGUGGUGGGGUGGGUGCUUGGGCUGGGGAGGCUGAACGAGUUCCGGCUGGCGGUAGAGCUGGAAAAUGAGAACAACGAAGAGGCCCGCGGCGGGGCCGAAGCGGAGUAG